AAUACAUGAGCGCAACUUCACAAUGCCCCUGCAAACUCAGUCUGAAGAAGUUUCCCAGUCCCUUCAUUGAACCUACUCCUGGAAAUUGAGCACCGCGAACCUAGACCCGUAUCACCAUGUCCUUCAUCGCAGCCUUCUUCAAGCAGAUCUUCUAUCUGGGCCAGCCCGAUGACUCGACCUUACCCAGUCAGGGCACUGUGACUCCUGACCCAAAUUUCAAUGUCGAUGGUGAUGUACUCAUCUUGGAUAAGGCCAUCAAGGCCAAGGGUGUGGAUGAGAACACCAUCAUUGAUGUGCUGGUGAGGAGAAGCAACGCCCAGAGACAGCAGAUCAAAGCUACCUACGAAAACGCUAAAGGCAAGCCUCUGGAGACUGCCCCUGACAGUCGGAGCCCUAAAGGGACACUGGAGGAUGUGGUUCUUUGGCUCUGCUCAGACGCCAGCCCUAUCGAAACUAAAUGCGCCAUACAGCCCAGCAGCAUCACUGUAGCGCUACUAGAUAUGAGAGACACCAUGGUGAACCAGAACUUUGCUGACAGUGGAUGCACAGGGGUAAUGGAGAGAGAGGAGAGAGUGAAUGUGUGUCAAGAAUUCAAGGUUGGGCCCCGCAAAGAUGAGACAGCUUUGGAGAAUGCCCCUUCUUGUCGAUGCUGUCACCUGACUGUUUUUCUUUUCUGUCUUUCAGUGAAGUGUGCUGGAAGCAAGCCGGCUUUCUUUGCUGAGAAGCUCAACUUGGCAAUGAAGGGUAAAGGAACCAGGACCAAUAUUCUGACCCGGGUCAUGGUGAGCAGGUCUGAAGUAGACCUGGCCCGGAUUAGACAGGAGUACAAGAAGACGUUUGGGAAAACCCUCUCGCAGGAAAUUCUGGAUGACACCAACGGAGACUAUGAGAAGAUCCUACUGGCCCUGUGUGGAAGUGACAACUAACUUUCUCUCAGAUCUCACCUGGAACCAAUUACCACAGUGCAUGAGUGCCAAUGGAGAAUAAUGUGCAUGAUUAAAUGUUCCCCUCCCAAAUGCAAAAUAUUAUGGUUCAUGACAACUAUCUGAAAUGGCAGUCAUGAUGUAUUUUCUCUACCUGCUAACAGCAAUGAGCACAGUAAACAUGGUAAGCAGCAUUGACAUAUAUUUAGCCUAUAUUUAGCCUAGCUUCAGCAGACUUGAGGAUCUAUAGUGCAAUAUACCAGACACCAUUUGUGUGGCAAGAAUAUGCAGUGGCAUUGUGCCCUGGAUAACUGGUCCUUCGUGCAAAUAAAGCUUUUUAUGUUGCUUCAAA
Messenger RNA from Salvelinus sp. IW2-2015, 1275 nucleotides. Its product is annotated as annexin A1. NCBI's taxonomy places the organism in Eukaryota, Metazoa, Chordata, Actinopteri, Salmoniformes, Salmonidae. Gene Ontology annotation, biological process: cellular response to vascular endothelial growth factor stimulus; response to estradiol; positive regulation of prostaglandin biosynthetic process. Gene Ontology annotation, cellular component: cytoplasm; plasma membrane. Gene Ontology annotation, molecular function: phospholipase A2 inhibitor activity; calcium ion binding; calcium-dependent phospholipid binding. The record is from RefSeq and is a predicted model, not a curated record.